AUGUGUGAAUUACAGGACCUGUUAAUUCUUCUUGAGCCCAUGUAUCAUGCGACUACAAUGUUGUCUUCAUCUACAUAUCCUACCCAAGAUGACUUGCGUAUGAUAUUCUAUGCCCUUAUCAUACAUUUAAAUAAUAACAAAGACCCAGAAAUUAAUUCACAACACGCUGUAGCUAGUGCAAUGAAAGUAAAAUUUACAACAUACUGGGCUCACCUAAAUAAAUCUUUAACAAUUUUGGGCCUACUUGAUCCAUAUAAUAAACUUUUAAUAUAUGAUGUUUAUGAACGUGAACAAGCUAUCAAUAAACUUUAUGAAAUAUACAAAAUGUAUAAAACAACUGAAAAAAAUAAUGAAAAUAAACCACUCUCACCUGUCACUACUAUUACUAAAUCAAGAUACGAGCUUUUUUAUAACCUCAACAAUUGCCGUCAGGUUAACUUGAAUCAAUGUAAAAUUGACAAGUAUUUGGCCGAUCCCGAAACUGAAGCAGAACUACUUCUUUGGUAG
Molecule: messenger RNA, 507 nt
Organism: Racocetra persica
Lineage: Eukaryota; Fungi; Glomeromycota; Glomeromycetes; Diversisporales; Gigasporaceae
Source: the annotation of a GenBank genome assembly